Molecule: messenger RNA, 654 nt
Organism: Pelodiscus sinensis (Chinese soft-shelled turtle)
Lineage: Eukaryota; Metazoa; Chordata; Testudines; Trionychidae
Product: vasotocin-neurophysin VT-like
Cellular component (GO): extracellular region; secretory granule
Molecular function (GO): neurohypophyseal hormone activity
Source: RefSeq, a predicted model, not a curated record
AGAAACCAAGCUCCUCUCUGUGUGUGACAGAGCCUGGCACCCUGCUGCAAGAUGCCCAAAAUCUCUCUGCCAGUCCACUUCCUCUGCCUCCUCGCCUUGUCCUCAGCCUGCUACAUCCAGAACUGCCCUCGAGGAGGAAAGCGAGCCCUGCCCGACACCGAGAUCAGACAGUGCAUGCCCUGUGGCCCCGGGAACAGAGGGAACUGCUUCGGCCCCAACAUCUGCUGCGGAGAGGAGCUGGGCUGCUACGUGGGCACUUCUGAAACCCUGCGCUGCCUGGAAGAAAACUACCUGCCUUCCCCGUGCGAGGCCGGCGGGAAAGCCUGCAGCUCGGGAGGGAGGUGUGCCGCCCCUGGCGUUUGCUGUAAUGAUGAGGGCUGCACCAUGGAUACCAUUUGCCUGGAUGAUGAGAAUGACAGAAGUCGAGAGCCCUCAGAGAAGAACCUGACGGUGCUGGAUGGCUCGGCGAGUGACUUCCUGCUCAAGUUGAUGCAUUUGGCGAACAGGCAGCAACAGGGGAGGCACCAGUUCUACUGAGGGAAAGGUGCGGCAUCAGAGAGGCGUCUAACAGCGAGUAUGCUGCUUACGUUUGGCAGCACCUCCCAAAAUCCUGACACGAUGUAAAGGGGCAGCCCUUUCAGAGCAUUGUAAAUA